UAUAUAUAGUACGAAUAAAAACAAAGUGUAUCUCAAGUUCUUGGCAAUGUUACCAAACUCACUCAUUCGAGAAUUCUGAGAUAGUUAUCAAAGUUCCAGAAUUCCACUAGCAUUAAGCUAAAAUGAAGAGUUACCAACUACUCCAGCUUCUUUUGGUGCUUCAUUGCUAUACACAUGGAUUUAUCUUCACUAAGAUGCCAAUAAAUGUGACAACAGAGAAGAACUCUUAUGUGGUUGGAGAUUCAGUCACUAUAUACUGUGUUUGUACCGACAAAAGUUUGUUACAAGAUAGAAACCUGUACUUUUUUGACUUGAGAAAUGACAAACAUUUCAUCAAAUCCAAUGAGACAAUACUCAAUACAUCUAUUGGUAAAACCGCCAUAAUACUAACACUGACCAAUGUUACUGAAGGGAAUUACGCAAUUGCUUGUCGUUUAACCAAUGACACUGACCAACUUCGUCUUGGAACAGUUUCCUUUGAUGUUGGAUAUCCACCAGAACUGGGUGCUGUUUGGUUUGAAAAUCUGGAUUACUUCCAGUUAGCCAUCAAUGUAAAACCAAAGAAAAUUGAUUUCAACGAUUAUUGGAAAGUGACAUGGACAUUCCGAGAUCCUGAAAGAAGAAGAAUCUUUGAAGAUAGCUGUCCAUGUUUGAGGCACAGCUGCCAAUGCUCAAAUCCUUUCCAUUGUGUUGUUAAUGAGAAUUGUUAUCUCAGAAACAGUCAAUAUGAAUUUUCUGUUGUUGGUAUUAACUUCUAUGGACAGUAUAACAAAACAUAUUUUGUCAAAUCAGAUUUAACAUCAGUAAAACUUCAAUCUUUAAUCAAAAAAGAAGUCACAGCCACUGAUUCAUCAUUAACAUUUUCUUGGACAUGGUUCCUUCAGAAUCUAUUAUCACCCUAUAUUAUUCCGAUAUGUAACAUUUCAUAUAAAUCAGAAUGGAAUAAUCAAGUAACAGAAUUAAAUACUACACUUGAUAAAAUAUCCUUGACCCAGUUAAUGCCAACUACCAUGUAUACAAUUACUCUUAGGUGUAAAUUGUCUGAGAGUCCUUACUGGAGUGACCCAGUAACUGUCCAGAACCGAACAUUGGCCAUAACUCCUGAUAUGACACUACCUACAUUGAAUGGCAGCUACCUUGACUGGAAAUGUUUAGAUGGUGCACGCCGUUGCUUGACAGUUUUCUGGAAGGUCAACAUUUUACAGAUGCAUGCAUAUGCAUCUCAUGGCAAUUAG
Molecule: messenger RNA, 1235 nt
Organism: Octopus bimaculoides (California two-spot octopus)
Lineage: Eukaryota; Metazoa; Mollusca; Cephalopoda; Octopoda; Octopodidae
Molecular function (GO): protein binding
Source: RefSeq, a predicted model, not a curated record